GCUUGGGGUUAUAUCACGACAGAAAAUGAAAAAUAUACUGCGCCGAUAUGGCUAACCGAAUUCGGAACAAAUGUAGAUAAUUUUGUAGGUGAUAAUUACAUCAAUUGUGUUAGUCAAUAUGUACAAAACAAAAAAAUUUCAUGGGCCUAUUGGGUACUAGCGGGAAGCUAUUACAUUCGGGAUGGUACGUCAGAAUUCCGUGAAUCAUUCGGUUUGCUUAGUGAUGACUGGCAGACGGUGAAAUCAGAUUUAUUUAUGAAAAUACUGGCUGAUAUGCAAAAAGAUUAA
This is a messenger RNA of Didymodactylos carnosus, 288 nucleotides long. Lineage: Eukaryota; Metazoa; Rotifera; Eurotatoria; Philodinida; Philodinidae. The record is from the annotation of a GenBank genome assembly.